Messenger RNA from Pyricularia grisea, 1251 nucleotides. RefSeq lists its product as uncharacterized. The coding region runs from base 1 to 1251 and encodes 416 amino acids. The transcript has 5 exons. The record is from RefSeq and is a predicted model, not a curated record. NCBI's taxonomy places the organism in Eukaryota, Fungi, Ascomycota, Sordariomycetes, Magnaporthales, Pyriculariaceae.
AUGGUGAACGUCACAGCAAGCAUGGACCCGUCAUUGUUCUUACAACUUGACUUUACCGACAAGUCAAACCUGCAAGGGCUCUUGAUAGGGGGAUUCACGGCGCUGCUAUUGAUGGUUAUUAUUGUCAUCUUGUUGAGGAUCUAUGUUCGUGCCUGGAUGGCCAGAGAUGUCAAGGCAGACGACUAUCUUAUAUUUGCCGCUGCAGCUUUCAAUGUGUCAAUAUUUGCCGUGUCAAUGCAAGCCGUUCAUUAUGGGUUUGGAAAACACAUAUGGAAGGUCGCUACGACGCCCACGGAUAUAUUCGAAAUUUAUGCCAAAAUCUACCGCUUGACGAUACCCUUUGCCGUGAUCUUCAAGUUGAGCUUCAUCCUGACAAAGCUCUCCAUCGUGGUGUCUCUACUCAGCGUGUUUGGAACCAACCGGCUGCUUCGAAACGUCAUGAUAACCACGGCCGUGGUGUCGACCGCCGCCACCUUUUCCGUCAUGAUGAUCUACGUCUUUCAGUGCUCGCCCAUCCCGGCCGGCUGGGAUUUGAACCUGGUAUUUGACGCGAGGUGCUUCAGCGUCGUCACGCUGUCGCAGGCUGGCAGCUGGGUCAUCAUCGUCACCGAUCUCAUCUUUUGCGUCUUUCCCAUGCCGUACCUGUGGCGUUUGAACAUGCCCCUCAAGAAGCGUAUUGCCCUGUGUGGUAUUUUUGCCAUUGGUCUCGUUGCUUGCGCCGCCACCGUGAUGCGCUUCCUCGCCUCGACGAACAAAAUGCUCAUCGAUACGACAUACGAGGGAGCCAAAGCCCUAGGUUGGAGCUACAUCGAAUCCAGCCUCGGCAUAAUAUGCGCGUCGGUCCCGAGCCUAGCGCCGCUGCUCAGCUGGGCCGAGAGCAGACGCCGCCGCAUCAGCGACCCGGAGCGCCGGGCCGCCGCCGCCAACAAGCCCAGGACGAGGAUGGAGCCGUCCGACCAGAAGCAUCGCCGCCACGCGUCCGGGGACGGGCUGGACGACGUCACGUACACGGGUGAUACGUUUGUCGACCCGAGGGAUGAUGGCAAAGACGAGGACUACGAGGGCAGCAGCGACUCAGCUGUUGGAGAAGAGGACAAGGUCCACACGAUGGAGAAGAUUGCUCCGGUGGAUUCGGUGGGAGUGGAAUCUGUGGAGGAGGAGGAGGAGGAGGAGGAGGAUUCGGACAAGAGGAGGAGUAGGAUCGCGGUGCAGGAUGGAGGUCUGUCGCCGCCACCGCAGGGCGGGGCUUGA